CCUGUUGUGACCCUGUUUUCCUCGUCGAGCUUUGUCUGCUCAUUUAUAACGACUCGUCCCUCCUAUUACCUCUCAAUUUAAUACUUUGCCAAAGCUUUCUUUUUAGAAUUUUACGUUUUGACGGAUCUGCUUCAUUAAACUCGGUUUUCGUGCUUAAUCGCUUUAAACCACUCCCUAAACUCGUUUACUCUCACCCGACCGUUUUGACGAUCUGAAAGCGUUAAACGUCUGUGUUUUCGUCCGAAUCGUGUGUUUUGUUAAAGACUUUUCAGAAAAAGACGUUUGAGGGUCAAUAGUACGACUCAUUGGAAGAAACAUUGGUGCUCUUUCAAUCAUGGAACGCAGUAGUGUUUUCAACAAGCUACAAAAUGGUCAUCGACCUCGACUGAAUGCUUCGGUUCCGUCUCUGCUCGGCAGCUCGUACGCGCUGCGUAGUCCUUCACGCCGUUUAGAACACAGCAUGAGCGCAAUGGUUCCUGGUAGUAUGGCGAAUGUGGAUGAUGAGGCUCAAUACCAAAUGAGUUUGCUUCACGACCGGGAGUCAGGUUGCGUGGAUGCUAUUCAGGCACUUCUAAAUCGGCACGCUGAUCUGCUGCUCUCCAACGUCGACGACGCAGACGUUGGAUCGGUGCGUUCACAGUUGAACAGUCAAUUGGAGCAGUGGUGCGAAGUUUGUGAUGCUUUGGCUCAGGUGUACCGAAAUCGUGCUGCUCGGUUGGAGGGUGUUAUUGCUCGCCGCUCAGAAACCGAUGCUCAGUUACUGCAAAUGGAGCGUGAACUGCAGCAAGAACGUGAACACGGAAACAAGGCGGCUUUGUUAGACGACAUUGCUGACUUGGACCAGCAAAUCGCUGAGCUUCGCUCUCGAAUUGACUUUCUUGAACAGUGUCGUCGUAAGAAAAUGGAAGAAUUAGAGAUCGCUAAUAAAGGACACGAGUCGCAUAUCUCUCAGCUCAAACAAGCAAUGUUCGGUCUUCAUGAAAAAAUUGCCUCAGCGCCUUCCGUGCCUCUCCUGUCUCAGCAAUUAGAAGAAGCCCGUGCGCAGGCUGUAACUCUCGCUAACCAAAGUACUAAGGCUCGCCCAGGCAUUGCCUUCUUCCACGAUCUGUGCUCUCGUUUGCAGAAGUACGAGUCGAGCUUUGCUACCCUUCUUGCCGAGAAACGUGAUACGAACAAAUCGUUCACCUCACCACUCCAAGAUCGCGACAUUCGGGCGUUGCUAAAGCGCAUGGUCGACAUGCUGAAUGAUGGUCUUGAAAUCGCAAACACUAACAAUUGGAAACCGUAUUCUGUUGCUAUUCAACAUGAAAUUCUAGCACUCGAAACUCUUAUAACGCAGUACCCCGAGGAGUCAAAGAAAGCAUAAAUGUAGUAUGCAGUCGAAACCGCGUACUUUGACGAUUGCUCAAGACUAUAAUGACUACGACGAACUGGAACGGUCCCAAUGGUUUGGAUUCCCUUUCUUUUCAUCCCUUCAAAAUUUUAUUUCACAAGCCGCUCCUGCUUCAAACACCGUACACGGUCACCAACUCGCAUGAACUACAGAUAAGUCGUAUGCCGUCUUGCCAUCGCAAACCUGAUCAAUCCGACCUUGAUGUUCGUCGCACCAUGUUGCCCGACUCACGAUACGUCUUUCUGUUUCAACGUCGCACAAUUGGUCUUCUUCUCCUGCGAACCCAUCGCUUCAACUAUACCACAUGCUAGGGGGAUGGGACUUACCGCGAGCUACCGAACAUCAACGCAACCCAGUGAAACACAAACAUAAUUGCAUUUAGCGUGUUGUAUAUCUUAAUCAUCCGUGGGUGCGAAUACUCAGCCGUCAUCGGCGCACGGUGUCAUGUCUACAUCAUUUCGACAGUCAUCGAUGAAUUCCUAAAUGUCGCCGCCCACGAUGCCAUUACGCUGUGCUUGUUGACGAAU
Messenger RNA from Schizosaccharomyces japonicus yFS275, 1920 nucleotides. RefSeq lists its product as hypothetical. Bases 335 to 1366 code for a protein of 343 amino acids. The transcript is spliced from 2 exons. NCBI's taxonomy places the organism in Eukaryota, Fungi, Ascomycota, Schizosaccharomycetes, Schizosaccharomycetales, Schizosaccharomycetaceae. The record is from RefSeq and is a predicted model, not a curated record.